This is a messenger RNA of Tachyglossus aculeatus (Australian echidna), 1063 nucleotides long. It is a transcript of the gene ABHD11, whose product is annotated as abhydrolase domain containing 11. The coding region runs from base 1 to 879 and encodes 292 amino acids. The transcript is spliced from 6 exons. Gene Ontology annotation, molecular function: catalytic activity. NCBI's taxonomy places the organism in Eukaryota, Metazoa, Chordata, Mammalia, Monotremata, Tachyglossidae. Gene Ontology annotation, cellular component: mitochondrion. The record is from RefSeq and is a predicted model, not a curated record.
AUGCUCCGCGGGGCCCGCGCCUGGCGGCUUCGCCCUCCGCGCAGCCUCUGUCUGGCCCGCGCCUCGACUCACGGCCGCCCGAGGCCGGUGCCACUCUCCUUCACCCAGUUCGACGGACCCACCCAGGAAACCCCCCUCGUCUUCCUCCACGGGUUGUUUGGCAGUAAAACCAACUUCCAGUCCAUCGCCAAGUCCCUGGUGCAGCAGACGGGCAGAAAGGUGCUGACAGUGGAUGCCCGGAAUCACGGAGAGAGCACCCACAGCUCGGAGAUGAGCUACGAGGCCAUGAGCGCUGACCUGCAGGCCCUCCUGUCCCAGUUGGGCCUCCCUCGCUGUGUCCUCAUUGGGCACAGCAUGGGGGGCAAGACGGCCAUGACCUUGGCACUGCAGAAGCCCGAGCUGGUGGAGCGCCUCGUGUCCGUGGACAUUAGCCCGGAGGAGACGACCGGCGUCAGUGACUUCCUCUCGUUCGUGGAGGCCAUGCAGGCGAUACAGAUCCCCAAGGAACUGACCCGCUCCCAGGCCCGCAAGUUGGCGGACGAGCGGCUGAAACCCGUCAUUCAGGAAGUCUCCGUGCGCCAGUUCCUGAUCACCAACCUCGUAGAGGUGGCUGGACGCUACGUCUGGAGGGUCAACCUGGAGGCCCUGACUCAUCACAUGGAUGCGCUCAUGGGCUUCCCCCAACUCCCAGGGACCUAUUCGGGCCCCACCCUCUUCCUCGGCGGCUCCAAUUCCCCAUUCAUCCGCCCUAGCCACCACCCCAAGAUCAGGCGCCUCUUCCCCCAGGCCCAGAUUCUCUCCGUGGCGGGAGCCGGCCACUGGGUUCACGCUGACCAGCCCCGCGACUUCAUAGCUGCCAUCCGAGGCUUCCUGACGUAAGGGGCCGCUCCCCUCCCAACAGCCCCUGACCCUGACCAGAGAGGGGUCGAGGGGCCGGCCCGGGGCCAAGAAGAUGGACAGCGAUGGGAGCCGGGUCCACGACUCUACCUCUACCUCUACCCAAGCACUCACGCCCGGGCAUCGCCGGCCCAAGUUCUCACAUUUUAAUAAAGCGGUCGCUCUG